Messenger RNA from Chiloscyllium plagiosum (whitespotted bambooshark), 5274 nucleotides. RefSeq names its product V-set immunoregulatory receptor (gene vsir). Gene Ontology annotation, cellular component: plasma membrane. NCBI's taxonomy places the organism in Eukaryota, Metazoa, Chordata, Chondrichthyes, Orectolobiformes, Hemiscylliidae. The record is from RefSeq and is a predicted model, not a curated record. Gene Ontology annotation, biological process: negative regulation of alpha-beta T cell activation; regulation of immune response.
AUUUUAAUUCCGCCUUCCUGGACAAGAACCGCACUCCAGCCCUGAAGCACAGUUUUUGCUCACAGUGACAGAGGUACUGGUUAGCAGAGGCAGGCAGGGCUGAACCAGUGCCAAAAAAAUAAGCUUCCACAUAAACAUCGCUAAGGAUUUUUCUUUGUGACUCUUACCACACACACAGGAGGAAGCGAGCAGAUGAAAAAACAGUGAUGCAGGGGCAGCAAAAGCUAAGAAUGGACCUUCAGGGCGCGAUAAGCUCCCGGCUGCUGGUCUGGACUGUCAUCCUCUUUGUCAACACUGUUACACAAGCUCAGGCCACAGUGCUGAAGGUGUCAAGCAAUCACAUGGUUUACACAUGCCCCGAGGGGGUGAAUGUCACCUUUAAGUGCAGCCUUUCUGGACACCUAAAGGACCGGCAUGAUUUCUUGGCCAAACUUUGGUACUACAGCCGCAGCAAGAACGCUCUGUGCAAGGAGAAGAUGCACAUCCGUAACACCACGGUCACGUGGGAGAACCACAAUCCGAGCAAGGGUCACGGGGUCUACAUGAGUUCCAAUCACCAGGGCAUGUUCUGGGUCAACCUCAGUAACCUGGUUCCAGAUGAUGAGGGCGUUUACUGCUGUGUGGUGCAUGAACUGCACAGAUCACAGCCAAACACACACCACCCGAAAAUCGAGCUGACUGUGUAUGGCACCAUGGAGCUCCAGGUCACCCCAGGAAAUGGAACUCACGUUGCUAAUCAGAAGUGUACUUUUCGUGACCGUACUGAAGUAUCAGAUACAGAAGCCACCACAGCUGCUGCUCUUGCCACCAUGGGAUGUGUCAUCGGCAUCUUGUCUUUGCCCCUGAUUCUGCUCCUUAUUUACAAACAGAGGCAGGGUGCGGCCACCAGGAGACGAGCCCAUGAGCUUGUCCGAAUGGAUAGUGAGGCGAUAGGCGUGGAGAAUCCAGUAUUUGAGGAGAUCCCAGCCCAAAGUUCUGAAGUGAAACCAAGGACACUGGAUAUUCGUCGCCUUCCCUCAGACUCGGACCGCCAUCUCCUCUCCGAACCCAACACUCCGCUUUCUCCCGAGACACUGCCACGGUUCUUCCCAAUACUUGAACUUGUGCCUGACUCCCCAAAGUGAUGCAACCGUGGAGUGGAACAUGCCUUGUUUUAGAUAAUAACCAUAGCACCAGAUGAACAGAAGAUGGUAUGAUCACGGAGAACAAUGACAAAUGGACAUACAAUGAAAUACAUUCUAGCAGCAUUAUGUGCUCAUUAUGUCAUUCUGGAAACUGCAAAUCAAAGAUCUUUUUAAGGUAACUGUGAAUUCCAGCCGAGAUGCAUAUUGAGGAAAAUGUAGGGACAAGUUCAGCACAAUCUCUGCUUUAAUGGACAUUUGGUAUCUUUUAAGUAUGGCGGAUGAGUGAACACAAUUAUCAACUGGUCAUGCAACAACACGCUUGAGUUUAUUGGCGUAAAUUAGUUAAACUGUUCACAAAGCUAAGUGAUUAGCUAGUAUACUGUCUGUCUACUGAUACCCGUACAGAUCUGUCCUCUCUCCUAUCCUCCUGACCCACAAUAACCAGACAUACGUACAGUCACUCGAUCAAUCAGACCCUCAAAACCCAGAUUCAAAGUUAGACCUGGCUUCUGGCAUUGAGGCAUUACUCACAGAAGAAUGUAAGCAGGAUAUGACCACACCAAGUCUUUGGCUUGGCCUUGUCAUGCUGGACAAUGAUGACUGAUCACUGACCUCAAGCCCAAGGUAAAGAGUUCAGAUGGAGAUGCCCCAAUAGGAGCUGACGAAUGAGUGUUCAUGUGCAAAGGGCACAGCCCAUGCUUUCAAGGAGAUGAUUUGAUUAUGUCAAAAAUUAUUCUUCACAGACAGGCAGUACAAACCUAUGCCCUGACAGUAUUUUCUCCAAUCUACCUCUCCAGGAAAUUUUAACCCUUCACUUGGUCUUUGUGUUGUCAUGUCAACAUGAACGUGGUUUGCACUCAGAUGGGGUGGGAUGAGAGAAGAGGGAAUGGAAAGAGGUGAAUGACUUGAUCCAAAACCCAGUGUCCUGUGAAUUUCUCUACUUAACACUUGUUGAAUGUUUCAAUCCCAAAUCUGGCACGAGUGCACAGCAUUGCUGAAAAUACCAGCUUUAAAAUAACUAUUUGCCUGACUAAUCAAAUGAAGUUUAGCAGCACCAUGCAGCAUCUCUAUUGUGACACAGUGCGGUUCGGGCAGUCAGUAUUCUCUGAUUAGCAAUUGAUCACUUUCUAGAACAGCAGAUUCUGUGUCAUCUAAUUAUAAAUGAUUGUCAGUAUUAUGGUUGACAUUGAUUGUAACAUUAAUUUUUAUUUUGUAUAUAAUCAAACAGCAAAUUACAGUCUAAAAUUGUGUUUCGAGUGAAACAGUAUUACUAAAUGAUUGAGACAAUCAAUGCUCAGUUUUAAAACUCAGCACAGUCACUAAAAUGGGUCACUCUGGGGUUUGAUGCAACAAGUCACCAGGACUGUUAAUGAUUCUGAUCCAGUGCUUGGCUAAUGCUAUCAAUACAAACUUCAAACUAUAAAGUCUAUUCUUUUCAAAUGCGCUCUGCUUCAAACAUGAAAAAAAAAGUUUAUGUAGUGCCUUCAGCUUUGUAAAAUUUCCCAAGGUGCUCUCCAACACUGCUUAAAAUAUGUCAUACCACUGCACUGGAGGAGCAUCUUAAAGAGAGUGAAGAGGUUAGCAGAGGGAUUUCCAGAGGGUAGCACCUGGGCAGCUGGAGGUGUGGCUGCCAGAGAUGCACGCAAAGCAGAGUUAGGGUGCCAGGCCAGAGGUGAUCACAGAGAUAUUGGUGGGGUGGGAGAGGGGGUUGACACAAAAUAUCAGAGGGAGAAGAAAAUUGAAAACCUAGCGAAAUUUAGAUGUCUGACAGUAUGCAUUGUAAUACAUCUUGGUGUAUAGAACAAUUGUGGACUGUUAUUCGAGUGAUGUGGCUACACCUUUACCACAUAAGGUGUACAAACGAAGACUGUCUCUUUUUGGAGCCACAUCUUGUUCAGUUUUAAGGCAGAAGACAGCAGUGUGAAAUGAGCAAAGAAACAGGUCAUUUGGAUCUCCGGUGCAGGGAUGGGAAGAGGGUUUUCAUUGUGUUAUUGCACUGGGAGCAACAUUUCUGAUGUGCUCCUGGUCAGGAGUCAUACCCACUGAAACAAGCAGGGGAACUCUAGGUGUGCAGGGAACCAUCUGGGAACCAAAUGUAAUGCAUUUAGCUGAAGCUCUUAGUCCAGGUUAGUGCAGCUAUUUUUCCCUGGAGUGCAUUGUUCAGCGGAGGCAGUUACCAUAGCAACUUUGAAAAGAGAACUUAAUAAAUGCUUGAAGUGGAAAAUCUGCAGGGCCAUGGGUUUACGAUGUCAAAUAGCGUGACUAGUUGUGUAGCGCUUUCAAAUAGCUCAGACAUGACCAAUCAGAGAGGCUACUUUGCCAUUAAUCUUUGAUUUUAUAAUAAAAAGCAAAAGACUGUAGAUGCUGGAAAUCUGAAACAAACACAAGGGUGCUGGAGAAACUCAGCAGGUCUGGCAGCAUCUGUAGAGAGAUGAACAGAGUUAACAUUUUUGACUCUGGUAUGACUCUCCUUUGGAAUGCAUUUCUGAAAAAGAGUCAUACCAUUUGCUGCCUGACCUGCUGAGUUUCUCUAGCAUUCUCUUUGAUUCUGUACAUAUUGUAAAGUGUUAUAUUCAUCCUGUUACUAUCCCAGCCAAUUCUCCUUAAAUUACAUUCGUUUUCCAAUGAAUUAAUUCAAGGUUUGUCACCAUUUUGUUUAGAGGUGGUAGUGAUGGUGGCAUGGGGCUUGCAACUGUGGCUCCUCAGUUAGAUCCACAUAGAUCCACAAAUAAACAGUUUUAUUUGUGGAUCUAUGCAGCCUUAAGUCAAGGCAAUCAGACUGGAUGCAGAAGGUAAAUUGGCACAAACCAAAUCGAUGAUAUUACUUGGAGCUGAAAUGUGAUCUUGACAUUACUUUCAGUGCUGGGCUCUAUUUUAGAAGGAUUGCUUUGAUAAGGACGUUAUAUUCUCUAAAGGACCUGGUGGCAUAAUGGUAAUGUCACUGAACUAGUAAUCCAGAGACUCCAGGCGAGUAGAUUGGGAUGUUGUUUGAUUCCCAGACUGGCUGAUGGUUAAGUUUUAAUUAACUUGAAUUUAGUUAACAGGGAAAAUAACCCGAAUUAAAAGAGAGUGUAGUGACGGCUAUUAAAUCAUGUUGAUUGUUUGGGGGGAAGAAAAUCUAUCUGGUUCAUUUAUACCCUUUAGAGUAGUCAUUCCUGAUGAAGGGCUUUUGCCCGAAACGUCGAUUUCGCUGCUCGUUGGAUGCUGCCUGAAUUGCUGUGGUCUUCCAGCACCACUGAUCCAGAUUCUGCCAUUCUUAACCAGUCUGCCUACAAGUGAUUCUGAAAUGACCUGACAAUGCCACUAAGUGACAAAAAGGGAUUGGCUAACUCAGCAAAUGACAGACACAUUCCACAUCAAAAGUUCCACAACUUAAAAAAGUUGUUCCUGUUUUAUUUUAUGAAAGUUAAACCUAGUUUUUCAUACUGGUGGGGGACUUUAAGAGUGUUCAAGUGGGAUUUGGAAAUAAACAUGUUCUGGUCUUUGUUACAUCUUUAGAAAUUUAAGGAUCAUUGAAACUCUCUGAACCUAAAGUCUAUAUGUGGAAACAGAUUGGGCACACCACACAAUCAGUUGGUGUUUUUCUUUGGGCAUGAGAUCGGCUGAUGAAAUAUUGAUUAGCGAUAAGGCAGAAACUUUAUCAACUGCAAAGGCUGUCCUUUACCUGUUGUUCUUGCUGUUGAGGUUAAAAUUGAUUUCGAAAAACACAAUUAAGCUCUCUGCAAGAUUACCAUCAGGUGACCCAACAAUGCUCAACAGUAAACAACCAGAACAGAGAAGCAUAUUACUGCAGAUGCUCAAUCUGUACUGAAAACAACAAAUGCUGGAGAUCACAGCAGGUCAGGUAGCUCUGAUGAAGAGUUAUCUAGACUCUAAACGUUAGCUUGCUUUCUCACCAUGGAUGUUGUCUGACCUGCUGUGACAAAGAACAAAAGAGAAGCACAGCACACGAACAGGCCCUUUGGCCCCUCCAAGCUUUUGCUGAUCAUUAUGCCCUAACGAAACACAAAAAGCUUCUGCCCCUAUUCGGUCCAUAUUCCCUCCCUCUUCAUGUGACCAUCCAAAUGCCUCUUAAACGUUGCCAAUGUGCCUGCUUCCACCACCUCUUCGGACAGUAUGUUCCAGACUCCUACCGCUCUCUGCGUGAAAA